Linum trigynum is the source of this 6070-nucleotide messenger RNA. The record is from the annotation of a GenBank genome assembly. Lineage: Eukaryota; Viridiplantae; Streptophyta; Magnoliopsida; Malpighiales; Linaceae.
CUCCGCCCCUAUAGGGGUUAGCACCGUGAUAACUAGCAAAAAAUGCUACUAAAAAUAACGAAAUCACUACAACAUCUAAGCUAAAUUACUACUAAUUCAAACUAGUAGUAGUUUUUUCCUUGGUUAGAACGGUGCUAACUAUUGUACAAUUAGCACCGUAACUCUUCCCAAAACUGAAUCAUUGGUAUAAUUGUUUUCUUGACAUCUACAAUACAAAUCAUUAAUUUUUUUUAUUAUCAAUUAUCGAUUACUCGCUGCGAGGUGUUGAUCCCUGUUACUGAGAGUGAGAGUGAACUUUCAGGUGUUCAGAAAAACGUUUCUGAUCGAAUUUACACGGUAAACUUCAGUUUUCUUUUGUGUAAGGAGGGAGAGGGACAACGUGGCAAUUUGGCAGGAAACUGGCCGGAAAGUUUGAAUGUGAAACCAAAAAUGGGGGCUGGGAGGAAACUGUUCAACGUUUCACACGGAAAGAAACCCACUCAGUUGCUUUGCUAAUUGGUUCCCACCUACCGGAUAAUCCAGUCUCCCAGUGAGACGACCGCACCACCUUCUCUUUUUCCCUGCAAAUCUCCCGUCCCCAUGCAUUUAUGCCUCCCCACAUUCUCACAACCACCACAUCUUCUUCUUCUUCUUCUUCUUCUUCCCCACUCCCUUUCUCUCUCUCUCUUUCACUCCUCUUCUCCACUGCAUUCCAUGGCCAACCCAACUGGGUAAAAACGUAAAAUUAAGUUACCCACAAAAUUUUCAUCUCAAUUAUGGCGCUUGAGUUGAAUUCUCCCGCCUCUUCUUGCUUGUUGAUGCUGCUCUGCUUCUGGGUUUUCACUGGAAGUCUCGUUUCCUGUUUGAGCUACGAUGGGUUGGCUCUUUUAUCGCUGUUUAACAGGUGGGAAGCCUCUUCCGUUCCUCGACCCGUUGUUUCCACAUGGAACGCUUCGGACCAAACUCCAUGUUCGUGGGUCGGCGUCGAAUGCCACAAUUUCACUCGCCGUGUGGUCUACCUCAACCUCACCGGCUACUCGAUUUCCGGCGAGUUGGGCCCGGAAAUUGGAGGGCUUUCUCGGCUGGCCACUCUUGAUUUGAGCUACAACAACUUCUCCGGCGAAAUCCCCUGGCUCCUGGGAAACUGUGCCGGCCUCGAGUACCUCGAUUUGUCGAACAAUGGGUUUACCGGCAGAAUCCCUGGAAGCUUUCGUAACUUGAGGAGGGUGAAAACCUUGAGCUUGUUCACCAACUCGCUGAGUGGUGAAAUUCCCGAGUCCUUGUUCCAGAAUACGCCUCUGCUGCAAUAUGGGUAUCUGCACGAGAAUGCGUUCAAUGGUUCGGUUCCGGGGAGUGUUGGUGAGUUGAAUGAGAUUGUUGAGCUUUGGUUGUAUGGCAAUUCGUUUACUGGUUCGAUUCCUGAUUCUAUUGGGAAUUGCAGAAAAUUGCAGACUCUUUACUUGCAAGAUAACCAGUUAACUGGUUCCUUGCCUGGGAGCUUAGGUAGUCUUAGAGAACUUGUCAACUUUUAUGUUUCUCAUAAUAGUUUAGAGGGUAGAAUUCCUUCAGGGUUUGGAAAUUUGAAGAGUCUGAGCUUUUUGGACUUAUCUUACAAUCCGUUUAGUGGUGGGAUCCCAGAGGAUUUAGGUAACUGUAGCAGCUUGAACACCCUGGCUAUUGUUCAUAGUAAUUUGACAGGCAACAUUCCUUCUUCACUGGGUCUUCUGCAGAAUCUCUCCUCUCUUGAUCUUUCUGAAAAUCAGCUGUAUGGAAAGAUUCCUCGUGAGCUGGGGAACUGCAAGUCAUUGACAAGCUUGAAGCUUUACUCAAACAAGCUUGAGGGAGGGAUACCGGGUGAGAUUGGCUUGCUUCCUCAGUUGAGUGACCUUGAACUGUUCAACAACAAUCUGAGUGGUGAGAUUCCCAUCACCAUUUGGAAAAAUCCGAGCCUUGAGUUCCUUCUAGUGUAUCAGAACCGUCUUUAUGGUGAACUACCUGUUGAGAUGACUGAGCUCAAGCAACUGAAGAACUUGUCUUUGUAUGAGAAUCAGUUCUCUGGUGUGAUACCACAGAGUUUGGGGAUCAACAGUAGCUUGUUGCAGCUGGACUUUACAAGUAAUCAGUUCACUGGUGAAAUUCCGCCGAAUCUUUGCUUUGGAAAGCAGCUCAGAGCUCUCAACAUGGGUAAGAAUCAGCUCAAGGGCAGUGUCCCUUCAGAUGUUGGGCAGUGCUCAACUUUGUGGAGAAUGAUCCUUAGUGAGAACCAUCUCUCGGGUCCUCUUCCGGAAUUUGCAGAAAACUCGAGCCUUUCACAUGUGGAUAUCAGCAGAAAUGACAUCAAUGGGUCUCUUCCUUGGAGUCUAAGGCACUGUGGCAACCUAACAUUUCUCAAUCUUUCCAUGAACAAGCUCACAGGAUCCAUCCCCAGGGAGAUUGGAGAUCUCGUUAAGCUUGACACUCUGGAUCUUUCACACAACCAGUUGGAAGGUUCAUUACCAUCUGAGCUAUCAAAUUGUUACCAGUUGGAGAAGCUUGAUGUAGGCUUCAACUCACUAACUGGUUCUAUUCCAACUGGUUUCAGAAACUGGACAAAACUAGCAACAUUGGUACUGAGUGAGAACCGUUUCACCGGAGGGAUUCCAUCAUUCUUAUCAAGCCUUGGGGAGCUUGAAGAGUUGGACCUUGGUGGAAAUUCCUUAGGAGGAGAGAUUCCUUCCUCCCUUGGAUCUCUGCAGAGUCUUCGGUAUGGACUGAAUCUCAGCAGCAACGGGUUAACUGGUUUGAUUCCUUUGUCAUUAGGAAAGCUGAACAUGCUGGAACAGCUGGACAUAGCAAACAACAAGCUAACAGGUUCUUUAGAACCUUUGGAAAACAUCCGAACUCUCCUCCUCAUCAAUGUCUCAUACAAUCUACUCACAGGUCCAAUACCCGAGACUUUAUCUCGUUUCCUCAUCUCAUCUCCAUCUGCAUUCUUGGGCAACCCGAGUCUAUGCAUCGAUUGCCAUCGAAACCAGACUGACGGUGUUUGCACUUCGAACACUGGUAUCAAGCCAUGUCAAAGCAAGAAGAGAGGGCAUAGCAUAUUGGAAGUUGCAGCCAUAUCACUUGCCACAAUAAUUGUUGUUCUUUCGCUUCUAGGACUGUGCUGUUUGUUCAUUGUGUGGAGACCCAAGAGGUGCCAUGAGAUUGUUGCUGCCGGGCUGGAGGGCCCACCGUCGCUUCUCAACAAGGUGAUGGAAGCUACUGAGGAUCUGAAUGAGAAGCACGUUAUAGGAAGGGGAGGUCAUGGAACUGUGUACAAAGUUCCAAUGGAAGAUGGCGAGAUCUUUGCUGUGAAGAAAGUGAACUUUGCAGGCCAAAGAGGCGGGAGCAGGAGCAUGAUGAGAGAGAUCAAGACGAUUGGGAAGAUUCGGCAUAGGAAUCUCAUCAAGCUAGAAGAUUUCUGGUUGAGGAAGGAAUAUGGGCUGCUUCUCUACUGUUAUAUGGAGAAUGGAAGCCUCUAUGAUGUUCUUCAUGGCAACUUUGAAGAAACUAUAGAAUGGGAUGUGAGGUUUAGGAUAGCUCUUGGAACUGCUCAUGCUUUGGAGUAUCUGCACUAUGACUGCAACCCUCCGAUAGUACACUGUGAUAUCAAGCCACAGAAUAUUCUGCUGGAUUCUGACAUGGAGCCUCACAUCUCUGAUUUCGGCAUCGCGAAGCUCCUCGAUCAGUCUUCUGGCAGCUCAACUCAGUCGAUGAUGGUUGAUGGAACCGUUGGAUACAUAGCUCCAGAGAUGGCAUUUGCAACAAGCAAGAGCAAGGCAUCAGAUGUUUACAGCUACGGGGUCGUGCUGCUCGAGCUGAUCACAGGGAAGAAGGCAGUCGACCGGUCAUUUCCAGAAGGAAUCGACAUAGUGACGUGGGUUCGAUCCACUUGGGAUGCCGACCCUGAUCAAGACGUGAAGUCCAUAGCUGAUCCCAGGCUUGCUGAUGCAGAUCAAGAACUGUUCCUCGAUUCAAGCGCAAUGGAACGAAUUGAGAGAGUGAUCAUGGUCGCCUUGAGAUGCACAGAGAAAGAGCCCAACAAGAGACCCACAAUGAGAGAUGUCGUGAAGGAACUGUUAGGUCCUAACGUUCCCUUAACAAAGCCAAUGCAGGUAGCUGCUGACAUAGCCUGCUCCAGUGAUUUCACUAAACAGUGAGAUUAGUUAGUGGCAUAGUUUGUAGCUUCUUUGAUGAAUGAUUAGGAGAAAAGCUGAUUAUAUGGUUCUCAGUAAUUACUGAUUACUUACCAUUUGACAGACAAUGAUUACUCCCAAACCCUUGUAUUCUGCAACUGAUUCUUUUCAGGGUGGCCUGAUUACCGAAAGAGGCAAAAUUAAUAGCUUGAUCAAUCAGUUUAAGUACACAGUUAGUGUUUCAAUUUUUCAUACUGGUCGUAAUCAAUCAUCCUUUCAUACCGCACAGUUACUUGGCUUCUUCAUUCUCAAGAUGAAUGAACUUAUUUACCUUAGUAGGACGCUAGAACGCAACAGGCCAUGAUAAGUAUCACGCAUUUUCUCCGAAUCCAAAACACGAUUCUCUGAAUAUUCAUUAUGGUGGGAAUCCCUCUCAAGAUAAAUUUAUAAUAGCAUUCAAAAAUCGAUGAAAACAUUGGCUAUUAAGGGUUAUGUGGCCUGUUUCGAAUGAUAUUCAUCACAAUUUUAGACUAUUAUUACAAAAGCUAUAUUUUGUGAUAUAUAAAAUAACCUUCAAAAUUGGUUAACAAGAAUAUUAGCAAAAACUUUGGAAUCUGCCAAAAAUUGACCCGGAAUAAAUCCGCCCAAAUCGGUGCUUAAUGGACUCAAUCAUCUUUGGAGAAUAGACUGAGGCCGAAUCUGUGAUUUGUAGCCUUCAAUAUCUAAAGAAAAUGACCUUCCGUCGCCCAAAAAAUUACGAAAAUGUCAUCCGAAAAUAAAUUGACCCAAAUCGGUGCUUAAUGGACUUAUCUUCCGUGGAGAAUAGGAUCAAUAGACUCCAUUAUCGGUGGAGAAUAGCCUCGACCUGAUUCCGUGAUCUGUAGCUUUAAGAAUCGAAAGAAAAUGACAUUUCAGAUAAAUCGCCCAAAAUUUGUGAUGGUACCCCUUUGAAAUCUGGCAAAAAUUGACCCGGAAUAAAUACGCCCAAACCAGUGCUUAAUGGACUCAAUCAUCGUUGGAGAAUAGCCUCAGGCCGAAUCCGUGAUCUGUAGCCUUCAAUAUCCAAAGAAAAUGGCCUUUCGUCGCCCAAAAAAUUACCAAAAUGCCAUCCGAAAAUAAAUUGGCCCAAAUCGGUGCUUAAUGGACUUAUCAUCUGUGGAGAAUAGGAUCAAUAGACUUCACUAUCGGUGGAGAAUAGCCUCGGCCUGAUUCCGUGAUCUGUAGCCUCCAGAAUAGAAAGAAAAUGACAUUUUAGAAAAAUCGCCCGAAAUCUGUGAUGGUACCCCUUUGGAAUCUGUAAAAAUUGACCCGGAAUAAAUCCAGCCAAAUCGGUGCUUAAUGGACUCAAUCAUCGUUGGAGAAUAGCCUCAGGCCUAAUCAGUGAUAUGUAUCCUUCAAUAUAUAAAGAAAAUGGCCUUUCGUGGCCCAAAAAAUUACGAAAAUGCCAUCCAAAAAUAAAUUGCCCAAAACGGUGCUUAAUGGACUUAUCAUCCGUGGAGAAUAGGAUCAAUAGACUUCAUUAUCGGUGCAGAAUAGCCUCGGCCUGAUUCUGUGAUCUGUAGCCUCCAGAAUAGAAAGAAAAUGACAUUUCGGAUAAAUCGCACGAAAUCUCUAAUGGUAUCCCUAUGGAAUUUGCAAAAAAUUGACCCUGAACAAAUCCACCCAAAUCGGUGUUUAAUGGACUCAAUCAUCGUUGGAGAAUAGCUUCAGGCCGAAUCCGUGAUCUGUAGCCUUCAAUAUCCAAAGAAAAUGGCCUUUCGUAGCCCAAAAAUUAAGAAAAUGCCAUCCGAAAAUAAAUUGGCCAGAAUCGGUGCUUAAUGGCCUUAUCAUCCGUGGAGAAUAUGAUCAAUAGACUUCAUUAUCUGUGGAGAAUAGUCUUGGUCAGAUUCUGUGAUCUGUAGCCUCCAGAAUCGAAAGAAAAUGGCAUUUCGGAU